GAGUCCAUGUAUACUCCGGGAUUGAAUGGAACGAUAGCCCUACAGUGGAGACGCGCAUGAACACCCGGGGAGAGACUGAUUGGCGCAGUCUCCUGCCAAGGACGAGCUAAGAAGUUAAUCCAACGAUGGUUUCAUUAGCCCCCGGCCUCAGUGGCCUGCUUGUGCCUCUCUCAUUUCCAGUUCUCUGUUUUCUUUCUUUCUUUCCUUCGUUGAUGCAUCUCUCGGUCUGUCCCUUUUCACCCCAGUCAUUCAUUUGGGUUCAAGACCUCGUCUUUCGUUGGAGAUUGUAGACCCCGGAUCAGAUCGAUAUCACGAUGCGAUACUAUACGACGACAUGGUUGGCGCUGUUCGCCUGCGCGGGGGCUUCCCAACACGGCCACGGACACAGUCACCGCCACCGCCAUCGUUACGCCAGCGUCGACGAGCCCCUUGAGAAGCGGAGUGGAAGCUGCAAGUUCCCCAAGGACGCCGGUCUGAUCGAGAUCACACCGAGCAUGACGAACGGCGGCUGGGCCCUGAGCCCUGAUCAGUCGUGCGAGCCUGGCGGAUACUGUCCUUACGCCUGUCCCCCGGGUCAGCUGUCCAUGCAGUGGGACCCCGACGCGACCUCGUACAGUUAUCCUGCGUCCAUGAACGGCGGUCUCUACUGCGACGACGACGGCAAGAUCAAGAAGCCCUUCCCUGACAAACCCUACUGCCAGGACGGUACCGGCGCGGUGGCCGCCCGCAGCAAGUGCAAGAAGGGCGGGGUGUCUUUCUGUCAGACCGUCUUGCCAGGGAACGAAGCGAUGCUGAUCCCUACUAUGGUCGAGGACGUGACGGACCUGGCGGUGCCCGACCCGGAGUACUGGUGCGAGACGUCAGCGCACUUCUACAUCAACCCCCCAGGGUAUGAUCCCGAGACAGCCUGCGUGUGGGGCACCUCAUCCAACCCAUACGGCAACUGGUCUCCCUACGUGGCGGGAGCGAAUACCGACAAAAAAGGGCAGACGUUCGUCAAGCUCGCGUGGAACCCCGUCUACCUGGAGCCGGCGACGCCCUUCCGCGACGUGGUCCCGGACUUUGGGGUGGAGAUCGAGUGCGAUGGGGGCGAGUGUCAAGGCUUGCCGUGCAAGAUCGACCCGGAUGUCAACGCUGUUAAUGAAGUGUGCGGCAAGUCGGAGAAGGAGGGCGCCGGGGGCGGUGCAUUCUGCGUGGUUACUGUUCCUAAGGGGGCGAAGGCGCAUAUUGUGGUGUUCGAUAAGGCUGGUUCUGAUGACGAGGAUGAUGAGGAUGAGGACGACGAGGGGUCCUCGACGACACUGUCCAUCCCGUCCAGCACGGAGGAACCUACGAGCACCAAAGAACCAACUAGCACCGAAGCACCGACCAGCACCGACGCCCCGACCAGCAGCACGUCCUCGGCCUCCACCACGCGCCCCACGUCAGGCCCAAGCUCCAGCGGGGGGUCCUCCUCCAGCUACACCUACCGACCGCCGGUGCUGAUCGAGACCGGUACUGCCCAGUCUGCGGGGACCAGGACCGCGACGCCUUCUUCCUCUGCCCAGAGUGGAAGUACCCGGGAGGUAGUAUCUAUGGGAUUUGUAGUGGCGAUGGUGAUGGGUGUGCUGGGUGUACGUGAGGCCUUAUAAGCGGCCUCGCUUUAUAUACACUUGGAUACUUCUGCCUAUGAUUUAUGUUGGCAUUGAUUACGAUGUUAUUGUCUUUACUUCUAAAAUACUGUAUUAUUAUUAUUAUCU
Molecule: messenger RNA, 1739 nt
Organism: Aspergillus campestris IBT 28561
Lineage: Eukaryota; Fungi; Ascomycota; Eurotiomycetes; Eurotiales; Aspergillaceae
Product: SUN domain-containing protein
Exons: 3
Coding region: 315-1631 (438 amino acids)
Source: RefSeq, a predicted model, not a curated record